This is a messenger RNA of Mycosarcoma maydis (corn smut), 2502 nucleotides long. RefSeq lists its product as uncharacterized. Lineage: Eukaryota; Fungi; Basidiomycota; Ustilaginomycetes; Ustilaginales. The transcript has a single exon. The record is from RefSeq and is a predicted model, not a curated record. Gene Ontology annotation, cellular component: TRAPPIII protein complex. Bases 1 to 2502 code for a protein of 833 amino acids.
AUGGCGUCGAGCAUAGCAUCGCCUGCCGCGGUAGCAUCUGGAGCACCUCGUGUGCCACUUCAAAAUGUUCCCCGCGCACACGCGUCGUCGUCGUCCUCUGCGGCCGCUCAGAAUGCAGGUCCGCAUCUUGUCUCGCUCAAAGUGAUGCGUACGUCGGCGCCUUCUCUUGCUGUCUCGGAAAAGCCGUACUGCGACCGCCAUUCGACCUAUCACGAUGAGCUCAUUACAGCCGUGGCACAAGGGAUCGACGACGCCGCCUCGCACGACCUGUUAUCCAACCGAUGGGACACGUCGCCCUCGCCCGCAGACCAGUUCCCCAUCUCGGAAUUGCUCGUUCUACCCAACUCGUUCGGCACGCUCUACCUCGGCGAAACGUUCCGCACGUACCUCUGCGUUCGUAACGAGUCAUCUACCGCUGUUCGCGAACCGAGCCUUCGAGUAGAGAUGCAAGUGGGAGCCUCGGAUCCGCACACACAAGAGGGCGGAAGAUGGGUUCAACUUGCGCAUGUGAUCCUUCCCACACCUACUCGCUACUCGCCCGAACCGGACCAGGAUAAAGGUCGACCAGUGUGGGAGCUUCGUACAGCUCAGGCAUUGGAAACGUCGCUCGCGUACGAUAUCAAAGAUUUAGGUCCGCACGUGCUCGUCUGCACGGUGGGAUACAAGUCGCCGCUGCAGCAAGAUGGCGACGUGGCUUGGGUGGAGAGAUCGUUCCGCAAGUUUUACAAGUUCUCGGUCGACAGAUCGCCCAUUUCGGUGCGCACCAAGGUGCACCAGCCGAGACAUGCAAGCUCGCUUUUCCAUCCGGAUGCAGCGGUCAGGAAGAGGGUUGAGUUGGAAGUCCAGGUGCAGAACACGGCUGGUAAUGGAGCCGCACUGGUGUUGAAUGAGCUUACGCUAAAGCCUGCACCUGGAUGGAAGUGGGUGAGUGUGGACCGGCCGAGUCUCAACGAUGCUGAUCGUGGUGAUGAGGACAUGUGGAUUUUAAGAGGCACAGACCAGGUAUUGGCAGAUGGCGAUGUGAGGCAGUAUCUGUUUGUGCUUACACCGGAGAACAAGGAUCAGACGCUGGCGGAGGAAGUGAUGCAAGGUGGGAUUGAUUUGGGAGUGACUAAGGAGGGAUUGGCUUUGAGGGGUGAUGCUUUGGGUCAUCUUGACAUCAGCUGGAGGAUGGCGUUGGGUGAAGCGGGGAGGUUGCAGACGAGUCAGCUCGUGAGGCGUCGUGUUGUCACUCAACCUGUCACCGUAGCUUCUGGGUUGCAGGCGCAGAUCCAGCUCGAACCGCAGUUGGCAGCACGGCUGACACUGCAGCCCACAUCUCUCGAGACGCUGCGAUCGGUGAGGCCCGGCGAUGUGGUGGAGUUGGACUUCGACGUGGCGGUGUGCGACGUUUCUGGGCUGAUGCUGCCGACGCUUCAGGAUGGCACAUGGAUGGAUACCACGUUAGCGACACCAGAAAUCGAAUCAGCAACGCGCGAUGACGAUGACGAUGACGAUACACCGUUGUCCGAGAUUGUGUCUUCCCCGCGCGCUGUAGGCAAACGCGUUUCAUCCACUACGGUCAACACGGACACUAGUCCACCUCGCUCGUCGGAUGCUGCCGAACAUGUCAUGAUCCGACGAACGCUUCACCUUGCUCUGCAGCACUGUUCGAUCGAAGCCCCCACCGCGAUGUCCACCAGCACGUCUGUUGGCGAAACCACAAUGGCAGGAUCACAAGAGGCUUGCACGCCGCGCAAAUCGCCGCUUCCAAGUCGGACGUCUACUCCGACGCAGAACAACAUGGCGGGUGUAUCGGCGCUGAACAAGGCGCGGUUGCAAGCGAACCUGACGUCGUUGGUACGCAACACUUCGUUGUCCUCGUUGCGAGUGCGCGGGUCUGUGGACGAGGGUGACAGAAGCGCAGGUGGGAGGGCAACACCUCUUCCACCUGCUGUGCCACCCAAGGGUGAGAGGGACACGUCAGCGGGUGCUGCCGAUGCGAUGGAAUCCAGAGUGGCUGCAGAAGCCCGAGGUGAGCUGACCAAGACGUUGCCUCUUCCAAGCCUGUCCUGGGAGGCUGUGGUGAAGCGGUACAGGGUGUACAUGGAGACGCACAGUCAGGCGUUGAAUCGGCCCUCGUCCGCACAACCAAUGCCGAUCCCACGUACCUUUUUACCUUCCGAUCACGUGCAGUCGAUCGGUUCGACUCUAGUGCCGCUCGCACCGAUCUCGUUCGAUAUCGCGCUGAUGAGACUCGCCAACUCAUCACUCUAUCGAUCGCACACCUGCGCGCACUCGCCACAAUCUGAAUGUGUCCCCGCGAAACUCGGAUUCUACAUCCCCGCCGACGCAGAACACGUGGUCAGAUUCGGCGCUGUAAGAGUCGUCCUCAUCUCGUACGCCGAUAGCAUACUGCGCAUGGAUGGCAAGCAGAGCAAAGACGAUGCUGCGCAAACCACGUGUAUGACGGUGGUGGAUGAAAUGCCAGUGGUGGCCGAGACGCUGCUGGUGACUCACUAG